AUGUGCUCCACAAUUUCAGUUCCUGUUAUGCCUUACGCAAGUAAUGACAGAUGCUUGCGUCAUGUAGCAAAAGGCACAAUAAGAGCAGAAGUGAUUACAGCUCCAAAAAGAUCGAGCUGGAUCGUCUUCCCUGAGCUAUCUGUGCAAGGAGUUCCUCACACAGAUCUUAAACUGCGAGAAAUUGUCGAAAGGCAGACUCGCAAUAACAGCUUAGCGAAGAAGUAUGCAUACAGAAAUCCAGAGUUCCAGCCUCAAUUUCUAGAUGAAGCUUACAAAAAGUGCAAGAAUAUAUGUGCAGAAUAUGCCAAGACUUUCUAUCUGGGAACUACGUUAAUGACAGAGGAACGAAAAAAGGCCAUAUGGGCAAUCUAUGUUUGGUGUAGGAGAACAGAUGAACUGGUUGAUGGUCCCAAUGCUAUGUACAUGAGCUCCGCCGUUCUUGAUCAUUGGGAAGAGAGACUUGAAGAUAUCUUCAAUGGACGCCCCUACGACAUGUUUGAUGCUGCACUCACCGAUACUGUUUUCAAGUUCCCCGUAGACAUCAAGCCUUUUAGGGAUAUGAUUGAAGGCAUGAGAAUGGAUACAUGGAAAUCUCGCUACGCCAACUUUCAAGAACUCUAUCUCUACUGCUACUAUGUUGCAGGCACAGUUGGCCUAAUGAGUGUACCAGUAAUGGGGAUCUCACCAGAUUCCACAAUUUCUGCUCAAACUAUUUACAAUUCAGCAGUCUACUUAGCUAUUGGGAAUCAACUAACAAACAUACUUAGAGAUGUAGGAGAGGAUGCUUCAAGAGGCAGAGUCUAUCUUCCUCAGGAUGAGCUUCAACAAUUUGGUUUAUGCAACAAGGACAUUUUCUCCAGAAAGGUCACUGAUCAAUGGAGGGAGUUUAUGAAGAAGCAGAUUACAAGGGCGAGAUUCUACUUCGACCAGGCAGAAGAGGGAGCUUCACAGCUCGACAAAGCUAGUCGAUGGCCGGUUUGGUCAUCCUUGCUAUUGUAUAGGAAGAUACUUGAUGCAAUCGAGGAUAAUGACUAUGAUAACAUGACAAAGCGAGCUUAUGUUGGAAGAGCCAAAAAACUCCUCACUUUGCCUCUAGCUUAUACCAAAGCUCUAUAAAAUAUCUUUCGUCAAGCAUGGUUUUCAGCGCUAGGAGCGAGAGCGACCAGAAAUGACUGAAUGCUUCAUUUCACAGUGGGAAUGGAGGUGAGAAACAGAAUGGGAAUAAGAUCGAUAAAAUUGA
This is a messenger RNA of Tripterygium wilfordii, 1240 nucleotides long. Its product is annotated as phytoene synthase 2, chloroplastic-like. Gene Ontology annotation, biological process: carotenoid biosynthetic process. Lineage: Eukaryota; Viridiplantae; Streptophyta; Magnoliopsida; Celastrales; Celastraceae. Gene Ontology annotation, molecular function: geranylgeranyl diphosphate synthase activity. Bases 1 to 1116 code for a protein of 371 amino acids. The record is from RefSeq and is a predicted model, not a curated record. The transcript has 6 exons.